Molecule: messenger RNA, 3657 nt
Organism: Brassica napus (rape)
Lineage: Eukaryota; Viridiplantae; Streptophyta; Magnoliopsida; Brassicales; Brassicaceae
Exons: 2
Coding region: 1-3657 (1218 amino acids)
Biological process (GO): proteolysis
Molecular function (GO): nucleic acid binding; zinc ion binding; aspartic-type endopeptidase activity
Source: RefSeq, a predicted model, not a curated record
AUGAGUCGCAAAAAGAUGAUUAGGAAACCAGCCGCUUCCCGUAGUAGGAAUAUGACUUACCCUUUUGAUUGUGUGCAGAUGGCUAAUCGCGGGACAGGUGAUGAUGGACGAGGUCGGAUAUGGGGAGAGGGUAUGGAUUGGACAUGCGGAGGAUUGGGUUACAGAUCAGAUCAGGAGGAUGGAAAUGGCAUCAGUGAGAUGUUUGGACACGAUAGGACCCCUCUGCAGAGAACAAGAUCUUUUCCUGUGUACGGUAACAGGACUAGAGUGAGGGAAGACAGUUUGGCGAGUAUUGGCCCAAGUCGUAAUUGGGACCGGAGACAUCAACAUGAUCAAUCCGUUCAAUCACACCCAAGGCCAGAUCAGAACCGUGCCACUGAAGGACCACAAGAUCAAGGAGCGGAAAACACCUUGAAGCUUUUACAUGACGUGAUGACUGAGGCACUUGGUAACCAAGGCAGGCGUAUUCAACCCCCUGAAGUUUCCAAGCUAUUAUCUACCAUGAAGAACAUUGGAUCCUACAAGUUCAAAGGAGGAUCCGAUCCUAUUGAAGCCGGCAAGUGGAUUACUAUGAUGGAGAAGAACUUUGAGGCUAUGGAGUGUCCGGAGGAGUAUCAAAAGAAGAUCGCAGUGUACUAUUUGGAAGGCGACGCAACAGGAUGGUGGGACAGUAUAGACAGGCAGCGUGGACACACCAUCACAUCAUGGGAAUCGUUCAAGGGAGAGUUUGAGAGGAAAUAUUUUCCUCCAGAAGCAAAGCAUCGGUUGGAGCGCCAAUUCAUGAACCUUGUUCAAGGAGAUAGGCUAGUGAGGAGUUACGAAUCUGAGUUCACAAGGUUGAGGCGACAUGUUUUUGAUGGGCGUGAAGAUGAAGCAACUAUGAUCCGUAACUUUAUGUACGGAUUGAAGCUGGAGCUUGGAAGUGGUUUAGCUGGAAGCAACUUUAGCAGCUUAUUGGAUCUGGUAGAAAAGGCUGUUAAUGUUGAGACUGUAUUGGAGGCUGAAAGGAAGACCUUACCACAUUCUGGUGGACACACCAAGUUUAGCCAAGGAGAAAGGCCAAAUUUCAACAAGGGUCCAAGAUCUUACAAAGGAAAAGGGCGAGGACUUGGAGGCCAAGCCAACAAUCGUGGUAACACUGGGGUAUGUUACACAUGUGAUCAGCCGGGACAUAUUUCGAGGUUUUGUCCCAAAAAUCAGCGGAAUAACCCAUGGAGUAACCAGCAGGGUUAUUCAUCGCUGAGGAUGGAAGAUGUUACUUGUUUCUUCUGUGGAAGGAAGGGCCAUUAUGCAUCGUCAUGUCCAAACAAGCCAAUCCCUGCGACCCCUCUCGCGAUCCGAGCUCCUCCUAGCCGUCCAGCUAUUGAGCCAGCACCAAAGAAACAAAACCUAGGAGGUAGAGUUUAUGCCUUAGGGGUAGAAAACCCAGACAAUGCAGGACCGUCAAGCGGUCCCAUCACAGGAACCAUACAUGUUGCUGGUAAACCCACACAUGUAUUGUUCGACUCGGGGGCAACACAUAGUUUUGUGACCCCUGAAGUAGCUGCCCGGUUUUGGGAUUGUUUUGUGGUUGACAGGAUAAACGUGGCCGUCUUGACCCCCGCAGACCGAACCCUUCAAGCAGAUCAGUGUAUCAAGAAUGUUCCAUUGGUCAUUCAAGGCAAAGAGUUUGUGGCAGAUUUGUUAGUCGUGCCUUUGAAAGGGUACGAAGUAAUCCUUGGAAUGGAUUGGUUAUCGGGCUACAGAGUUCAGAUCGACUGUGGAAAGGGAAGGUUGUUGUUUGGCAGAGGCAAACGACCAGAGAUGGUGUACUAUGGAAUCAGUCCUAGUAUGACCGUGUCUUUGGUAGCAGCAAUGAGAGUACAAGAUUUGUUUCAAGAUGGGGAAGUAUAUUUGGUGACCUUAUCGGUUAGUGGAGGAGCCACUAAUGAUGAAGUUAAGGUCGAAGACAUAGAAGUGGUCCAAGAGUUCGAGGAUAUCUUUGCACCACUAAAGGAAUUACCUCCACCUCGGAGUAAUCCCUUUACGAUCAAUUUGGAGCCUGAAGCAAAACCUAUAGCUAAGGCACCAUAUCGGAUGGCACCUGCGGAGUUGGCUGAACUAAAGAAGCAAUUGGAAGAUCUAUUGGAAAAGGGAUUCAUUCGGUCGAGCUCUUCACCUUGGGGAGCUCCUGUGCUAUUUGUGAAGAAAAAGGACGGAAGCAUGAGGUUGUGUAUCGAUUAUCGUGGUAUCAACAACAUCACGAUAAAAGAUAAGUAUCCUCUUCCGAGGAUAGACGAGUUGUUAGACCAACUAAAGGGAGCUAGUUGGUUUUCGAAGAUUGAUUUGGCAUCAGGGUAUCACCAAAUUCCUAUUGCCAAGUCAGACAUUAUGAAGACGGCGUUUCGGACGAGGUAUGGGCAGUACGAGUUUGUAGUUAUGCCCUUUGGUCUCACGAACGCACCUGCGGCUUUCAUGCGUUUGAUGAAUGAAGUGUUUCACGACUAUCUCGACAAGUUCGUGAUCAUUUUCAUUGAUGACAUCCUGGUGUACUCGAGAAGUAAGGAGGAGCACAAAGAGCAUCUGAGACUGGUUAUGGAAAGGUUACGGAAUCAGAAGCUAUUUGCCAAGUUCAGCAAGUGCUCGUUUUGGAAGAGAGAGAUAGGAUUUCUGGGUCACAUAGUAUCAGGAGAGGGCGUUGCUGCUGAUCCAGAAAAGGUCCAAGCCAUACGGGAAUGGCCUCGACCUACCACUGUGACGGAAGUAAGGAGUUUUCUCGGACUUGCGGGCUAUUAUCGGAAGUUUGUUAAGGACUUUUCCUCCAUUGCAAAGCCUUUAACUAAACUUACCGGUAAAGGAGUUCCUUUCUUAUGGGUGGAAGAAACCGAGAAGGCUUUCAAGAAGUUGAAGGAAGCUCUCACGACCGCACCUGUGUUAGCUUUGCCCGAGCAAGGUAAACCUUACACGGUUUACACGGAUGCUUCACGAGUUGGGUUAGGUUGUGUUCUUAUGCAAGAUGGGCGAGUCAUCGCGUAUGCCUCACGACAACUACGGAAGCAUGAGGAUAACUACAGUACACAUGACUUGGAGUUAGCGGCUGUAGUGUUCGCUUUGCGAAUUUGGAGAUCUUACUUGUAUGGAGAAGAAGUAGAGGUAUACACGGACCAUCAAAGUCUUAAAUACCUCUUCACUCAGCCAGAUCUCAACCUGCGCCAGCGUAGGUGGAUGGAGUUUGUGGCAGACUACGAUAUAAGGAUUCGCUACCAUCCUGGUAAAGCGAAUGUUGUUGCGGACGCCUUAAGUCGAAGAAAGUUGGACGCAGAUUUGCAGAAAGAAGUGGAGCUAUUGAACCAAGAGUUGAAACAAGUGAAGUUGGUCGUUUUGGAAGGGCAAGCAAGCGAGCCAUUGGGACUUCAAGCGGUGAAUCAGGCCAGCUUGAUUCAGAGAAUUCGAGAAGAACAAAUUAAGGAUGAGAAGCUACUGAAGAUUGUUGAAGAACUCAAAGGACAAGCCGGGCCAAAUAAUGCUGGAUACUACUUGGCGGAGGAUGGAACCUUGCUAAUUAAUGGGAGGAUCACGGUUCCUAAAGGACAAGGGCUGAGAGAUGAGAUACUAAGGAUUGCACACCAUUCUUUACUUAGUAUCCAUCCUGGAAGUUCAAAAUGUACCGAGACAUAA